Parus major (Great Tit) is the source of this 1848-nucleotide messenger RNA. RefSeq names its product hexosaminidase subunit beta (gene HEXB). Gene Ontology annotation, cellular component: membrane. The transcript has 14 exons. The record is from RefSeq and is a predicted model, not a curated record. Gene Ontology annotation, biological process: carbohydrate metabolic process; glycosaminoglycan metabolic process; ganglioside catabolic process. Gene Ontology annotation, molecular function: beta-N-acetylhexosaminidase activity. Lineage: Eukaryota; Metazoa; Chordata; Aves; Passeriformes; Paridae. Bases 47 to 1723 code for a protein of 558 amino acids.
GGCUGCCCUGUGAGUGGAACGGGCGGGCUGAGGCAGCUGCCCCACUAUGGGUAGGGCAAUGGGUCUGGCUGGGUUGCUGCUGGGGCUCGUCGUGCUGCCCGCCGUGCUGGUGAGCACCAGCCUCCGCCACGGCGCCCCGCGGACCGAGGCUGAGCCGUCCGGCUGGGAGCUGGUGGCAGAUGCCGUCCCCGAGGACUCGCUGUGGCCGCUGCCGCAGUGGGUCCGCACGUACCCUCGCCAGCUGCAGCUAGCGCCCAGCCGCUUCCAGCUGGUGCAUGGCGCCGGCUCCUCGGCGGGGCCGGACUGCGGGCUGCUGCAGGAUGCCUUCCGCAGGUACUACGAGUACAUGUUCGGGCAUUCCCGGCGGCGGACAUGGGGCCGCAGGCCGCUGGCUGCCCGAGCGGAGCCCGAGCUGUUCCAGCUGCAGGUGGUGAUCGAGGCGGGGGACCCUGGCUGUGACAGGCACCCGCACCUUGCCUCCAGCGAGGCCUACCAUUUAACUGUAACUGAGCCUGUGGCUAUACUGAAAGCUUCUGAGAUAUGGGGUGCUUUAAGAGGUUUGGAAACCUUCAGCCAGUUGGUUCAUGAAGAUGACUAUGGAAGUUUUCUUGUCAAUGAAUCUGAAAUCAAUGACUUCCCAAGAUUUGCUCAUAGAGGAGUCUUAUUAGAUACUUCAAGGCAUUAUUUACCGUUGAAAUCUAUUCUUACAAACCUGGAUGCCAUGGCUUUUAAUAAAUUCAAUGUUCUCCACUGGCAUAUAGUAGAUGAUCAGUCCUUCCCUUACCAGAGCAUUUAUUUCCCUGAAUUAAGUGAUAAGGGGGCAUACUCCUCUAACCUCAUCUAUACUCCUACUGAUGUCCGCCUGGUGAUUGAGUAUGCCCGGUUAAGAGGCAUCAGAGUUAUCCCGGAGUUUGAUACGCCAGGACACACACAGUCCUGGGGAAAAGGUCAAAAAGAUCUUCUCACUCCUUGUUACAGUGGAGGACAGCCAACUGGGUCCUUUGGACCUGUAAAUCCCGUUUGGAAUACAACUUACGACUUCAUGACUAAGUUCUUCAAAGAGAUCAGCAAUGUAUUUCCAGAUGAAUUCAUUCAUUUGGGAGGAGAUGAAGUGGAUUUCAAUUGUUGGAAAUCUAACCCUGAAGUGAAAGAGUUCAUGAAGAAGCGAGGUUUUGGCACUGACUAUGCUAAACUGGAAUCUUACUAUGUUCAGAACAUUUUGGACAUUGUUUCCUCCUACAACAAAGGACAAAUGGUCUGGCAAGAAGUGUUUGAUCACAAAGCGCAGUUGAAACCAGACACUGUAGUUCAAGUGUGGAAGGCAAGUAACUAUGCUCAUGAGCUGAGCAGUGUCACUGGAGCUGGGUUCACUGCUGUCCUGUCAGCACCCUGGUACUUAGACUACAUAAGUUAUGGGCAAGACUGGAAGAAAUACUACAGUGUUGAACCGCUUAACUUCUCUGGAUCUGAAAAACAGAAGAAACUUUUAAUAGGUGGAGAAGCCUGCCUAUGGGGGGAGUUUGUGGAUGCAACUAACCUGACACCAAGAUUAUGGCCUCGAGCAAGUGCUGUUGGAGAAAGACUCUGGAGCAGCAGUAAUGUGACCAACUUGCAGGAUGCCUACAAAAGGCUAACUAAUCAUCGAUGCCGCAUGCUCCGCCGUGGCAUAGCAGCUGAGCCAGUGUUUGUUGGAUACUGCGCCCAUGAAGCAAGAGGGCCAUAACUGCUGCAAAGACUUCUUGUGAACAGCCUGAAGUGCCUCUGGGGUAUGAAUAUGUACAGGUGGUUUUGUAUCUGAAUCAAGACUUAAAAUUUUCACUUUUAAAAUAAAAUUAUUUGACAGCCUUG